GGUUAAUUUUUAAUUUAGUUUGGGGAAGUAGGGUUUUUUUAAUAAACAUACUGAUUUUUUUUUCUUGCUUUCCCAUAUUAGAGGUGAUAGAUAGCCAAAGGGGUUCUGGUAAGAGGAAGGGGAACCAAUAGAACUGGUAGAGGCUCGGGCCUGACCCCCAGGAAGUGACUGUAGGACACCAAGCCCUUCCCUCUAAUCACUUCCGUGUCACUUGGCACAGACGCCGGGAGUUUACCCUGCUGGCCACCUGGCCCCUCUCUUCCUAUGGCCCAAAGGCCGGGCUGCACUCAGUACUGAGGAAGUUGAAGAUGCCACCUUCCCUGUGUGAUGUCUGUCAACCUUUUUUUUGUUCAAACUAGUAUUUGCAGAUUGGAGGAGAAAGAAUGAGGAGGGGAUUCUUGCCAAACAUGUUAAAUGUGGGUUGGGUGCUUAUAUGUAUCUCCUUCAGUUUCCCCAGAAAUGAGGCAUUUUUAAAUAUUUUCUCCAAAAUCAAGGUGGGUAGAGGAGGGAGAUUGCAAAAAGCCACAUACAGGGGAAAAGUAAAAACACUGUCCCAUCCUCAGCCCUGAACCCUGUCUGAUCCCCCUCAAACACCCUCAGGAUUUUAUCGGACUGUCAGAGUGGGAUUCCCUCCCCUCAAAGAUCCGGGCAGGAUUGGGGGACAGGUUGGGAAGGUGAUGGGUGGGGGGUGGGAGGCACGGGCCAGGGGCAGUUCUCUCCUCUCUUGUAAACUUGUAGUUUCUCAGAAAAAAAGAAACAAUGCAGUUUUAAAUAAAGAAAUUUCUUUUUUCCCUGGGUUUAGUUGAGAAUUUUUUUUCAAAAAACACGAGAAACCCUAGAAAAAUGUUUUUCUCUUCACAAAUUCCCAGCAGGUUUCUCCCGUCCCCCAGCCUUGUCCUGACCACACAGGCCCCACGUUCACCCUGGAGACAGCCUGGCCUGAAGCCUGUAGCCUAGCAAGCUCCGCCCAGUCAAGAUGGGGCUUCAGGCAGCCUUCCUGGUGGGACUGACUGGCCGUGGAGGGAACGAGGCCCUAGGAGGUGCCCUCUCCACCCCCAGGAAGUGGCUGUGCCCAGAGACUGGCAGUGCCCAGGGUGGGAUGAGAAUUUGUAGCACCUGAAGGGCUCUUGUGGAAGAGGCACGAAUUCCUAGCAUUCCCUGUGAUGGGACAAGACGGAGGUGGGGGCAAGGGAGAGGGCACAAGCCCCACCUAGGGCGGUGGUCACAGCAAGGGAAGGGGCAGACAACCAGGAGCCUGGGAGGUGAGCGGGAUGGCAGCACGGGCAGCGGCAGGAGCCUGGGUGCUGGUCCUCAGUCUGUGGGCAGCAGUAGUGGGCAGCCAGAACAUCACAGCCCGGAUCGGGGAGCCACUUGUGCUGAACUGUAAGGGGGCCCGUAGGAAGCCACCCCAACAGCUGGAAUGGAAACUGAACACAGGCCGCACGGAAGCGUGGAAGGUCCUCUCUCCCCAGGGAGGGCCCUGGGACAGCGUGGCUCACGUCCUCCCCAACGGCUCCCUCUUCCUUCCGGCUGUUGGGAUCCAGGAUGAGGGGACUUUCCGGUGCCGGGCAACAAACAGGCAUGGAAAGGAGAUCAAGUCCAACUACCGGGUCCGAGUGUACCAGACUCCUGGGAAGCCAGAAAUUGUAGAUCCCGCCUCGGAACUCACAGCCGGCGUCCCCAAUAAGGUGGGGACGUGUGUGUCCGAGGGAGGCUACCCUGCAGGGACUCUCAGCUGGCACCUGGAUGGGAAGCCCCUGAUGCCCGAUGGAAAAGGAGUGGCUGUGAAGGAACAGACCAGGAGACACCCGGAGACCGGGCUCUUCUCUCUCCAGUCGGAGCUGACGGUGACCCUGGCCCGGGGCGGGGCCGCCCGCCCCACCUUCUCCUGCAGCUUCGAACCAGGCCUUCCCAAGCGCAAGGCCCUCCACGCCGCUCCCAUCCAGCCCAGUGUCUGGGAGCCUGUGCCCCUGGAGAAUGUGCGGCUGGUGGUAGAGCCAGAAGGCGGAACAGUAGCACCUGGAGGGUCAGUGACACUGACCUGUGAGGCCCCUGCCCAACCCCCUCCAGAAAUCCACUGGGUGAAGGAUGGAGUGGCCCUGUCCCUGCCUGCCAGCCCUGUGCUGCUCCUCCCUAAGGUACGGCCCCAAGACCAGGGCACCUACAGCUGUGUGGCCACGUAUCCCAGCCGCGAGCUCCAGGAAAGCCCUGCCGUGAGCAUCAGCAUUGGAGAAACAGACGAGGAGGGGCAAACCACAGGCUCUGUGGGGGGCUCAGGGCUGGGAACUCUAGCCCUGGCCCUGGGGACCCUGGUAGGCCUGGGCAUAGCUGCCCUGCUCAUUGGGAUCAUUGUGUGGCGGAGGAGGCAACGCCAAGGAAAGCAGAGGAAGGCACCGGAGAGCCAGGAGGAGGAGGAGGAGCGCGCGGAGCUCAACCAGGCAGAGGAGCCCGAGACAGCCGAGAGCGGCACGGGAGGGCCAUGAGGUCCCCGGGCAGACCGGGCCAUCAGCUCCCUCACCUUCUCGCUGGACCGCACCGGCCCCAGGCCAGCCCUCCCAUCAGC
This is a messenger RNA of Fukomys damarensis (Damara mole-rat), 2563 nucleotides long. It is a transcript of the gene Ager, whose product is annotated as advanced glycosylation end-product specific receptor. The transcript is spliced from 11 exons. Bases 1272 to 2483 code for a protein of 403 amino acids. The record is from RefSeq and is a predicted model, not a curated record. Gene Ontology annotation, cellular component: plasma membrane. Lineage: Eukaryota; Metazoa; Chordata; Mammalia; Rodentia; Bathyergidae. Gene Ontology annotation, molecular function: signaling receptor activity. Gene Ontology annotation, biological process: regulation of inflammatory response; regulation of p38MAPK cascade.